Ctenopharyngodon idella (grass carp) is the source of this 5858-nucleotide messenger RNA. RefSeq names its product poly (ADP-ribose) polymerase family, member 4 (gene parp4). The transcript is spliced from 35 exons. Gene Ontology annotation, molecular function: NAD+ poly-ADP-ribosyltransferase activity. The record is from RefSeq and is a predicted model, not a curated record. Lineage: Eukaryota; Metazoa; Chordata; Actinopteri; Cypriniformes; Xenocyprididae. Bases 163 to 5514 code for a protein of 1783 amino acids.
GUUUUGUUUUUAUCUCAGGGAGGAACGGGGGUGUGUCUUUAUCGUAUGUAUGAGUCAGGAAGCACUUUUUAAUACUAAACUUCGCACAACAGAUUUAUGUCUUCAUUAGUGGCAUUUUCUUAAAAUCUAAACGCGUCUCUGGACUCACGACACGGUAGCAUCAUGACAGUGUUUGAAAACUGUACUGUGGUGGUAGAUGUGAAGAAUGUGCCUUAUAAAGACAAGAAGAAGCUGAAAUUAGCUCUUCUGGAUAAUGGAGGAAACAUCUCCUAUGUCAUCAACAGAGAGUGCUCUUUUGUAGUCACCAGCAGUGUGAAUGACCUGAGCAGUAACCGGCAGCGCAGCAUCCAGAAGCUCCAGAUCCCAGUGGUUGGGAUCCAGUAUGUGUGGAGCUGUCUGGAUGAAGGGCAUCUCCUGCCUUUGACAGAGCAUAAUCUGGCCCCACAGCUGGCUUAUCCCACUUCUGAAUUCAUCUCUCAUCCAGUGUCGACACUGAUACUAAAAAAAGAGAAGCUCAAAGGUCAGUCUGAACUCCCAAAGACUGAGAUUGAGACUCUUGGGAAGGAUGGGCCCCAUCUCGGCAGGUUCAGAGUUUACAAAGAAGGCGACCGUGACCUGCCUGAAUUUCCUUCACAUUUUCAAGUGGCCAAGUAUUCAUUUUUUGAGAGGGUCAAACCCAAGACUUUGUCUGUUUUGGAGCUGCAGAGUGCCAGAGGACGAGCAGGCCGGCAGUAUCGUGUGUUGUGUUCAAUCUUGAGUGAAACUGAGAGCGCAGUGGUGCAGGACAAGAUUGUGUACUGUGUGACGUCUGAGGAUGCUGUGGAAGCGUAUCUGCUGUUGAUGAAGGAGAUGGAGACACAAGGAUUCACAAAGACACGCACGCUUCCUCCUGAGGUUGAACGCUUGGCGUCCUACAGCCUGCAGCAGCUUCUGUUGGAGGAGAAGCUGAACUGCAGCACAUUAUCACAGGAAGUUGGCUUCUUUGUGGAGCUGGUUUGGACCGAAGCUCUCGGUUCCCUUAGUAACAUCCUGACAGUCCCCGUCUCCAGUAUCAGCCUUAAUGAUGUGAGCAGGGUGGAGGGAUUGUUACUGCAGGCACAAAAGACUCAGAAAGAGGAUGAAGUCAAGGCCCUGCUAGAGGAGGUCAACACUCUUCUGCCCCUCAAAAUGAUCGACCCUCCUUCCAAACACAAGCUUGUGUCUCAGAAACUAGACCUUUGUCAGCUGAUCAGAGACAUUCUGAAUGUGAGUGAAGCCACUCUGGGAAGCCCCUCGCCCUCAUCUCUGGGAAAGUAUCGAGCUCUGAGGUGCAGCAUUGAGGUUGUUCCACCACAAAACCCUGAGUUUUAUGUUGUCUCUCAACUGCUUCAGGACAGGCCUGUUCAGAUUCAGCAGAUUCUGCGUGUAAGCAGAGGGGUGGAGCUUCAGAUGUUUUGGGAGGAUUUAGGCAACAUUAAGCCCCUCCUUCACUCCACUAGUCCCAGUAGUUUUGUUGGAAUACUGUCACGAGGUCUGCUGCUGCCCAGGGUUGGAGUCGAACAGCAUGGAAUUGAGAGGACGGAUAUCGGGAAUCUUGGAGGAGGAAUCUACUUCAGUAACUCUCUAAAGACCAGUGUGAAAUACUCCAAGCCCAGUGUAACUGACGGCUCUCGGCUGCUAUUGGUGUGUGAAGUGGCGCUGGGUCGCUGCAAAGACCUCCUGAAGAAAGACGCCACUUUGACCUGCGCCCCUGACGGCUACCACAGCGUACAUGGAGUCCGCCGCACCCCCAACAGACUCUCUGAAUUUGAGGAUGAUGAGUUUGUCGUCUAUAACACAGAGCAGAUCAGACUGAAGUAUGUGGUUCAGUACACUCUGGAGGGGGACGAGCUAAAAGAGUUCCAGCCUCAUAUCAACACCUUUGUGGAGGUCACACAGCUCGCUUACACGUCUGACGUCUUGUCCAGUGAUGACAGUGAGGGUUUGGAGUCCACUAAGAACCCUCUGGAGGAGAUGACUGCAGGUUUGUUGGACAGCAGUGGUCAGAAACUUCCUCUUCAGGCUGUCAACGUGAGGUGCAAGCUGAUGGACCUACUGUGUCAGGUCAUCAUUUUUCAGACCUACACAAACAACAGUGCUGUUCCUAUUGAAGCAAAGUACGUCUUUCCACUGGAGGAGACGGCAGCAGUGUGUGGAUUUGAAGCCUUUAUCAAUGGAAAACACGUCAUUGGAAAGGUAAAGGAAAAAGAACAGGCUCGUAAGGAGUACAAGCAAGCCAUAGAGAAAGGCCAUGGAGCCUACCUGAUGGACCAGGAUGCACCGGAUGUAUUUACUAUCAGCGUGGGGAACCUUCCUCCCGGAGCCACAGUUUUGAUCAAGGUGACGUUCAUCACUGAGCUGGUGGUGAGAUCAGGCUCUAUAGUCUUCUCAUUGGCUGGCAGCGUGGCACCAUGGCAACAGAGCGCCGCCCUUAAUCAGACGACUCAGGCAACUGUUGAAAAGAUUGGUGUGACGGAGCUUCAGUCAGAGGGGGAGUUUUCUCUGUCUAUGUCCAUUGAAAUGCCUUACGAGAUCAUCAACUUGAGCUCUUCACACCGCAUCAAAACCAAGAUGACAGACUGUAAGGCAGUGAUCAGCACGUUACCGGGACAGACUCUUGGAUCUGAAGGGUUACAGGUGUCCUUCAGUCUUUCUAAUAUCCACAUGCCCAGGAUGUGGGUCGAGAACCAUCCGGAUAAAGAUAGUCAGGCCUGCAUGCUGGUGUUUUAUCCAGACUUUAAGUCAAGCGGGGUGUCCAGCUCUGGAGGUCCAUCCAGUGUGAGCGAUGUGGUCAUCCUACUGGACUCCUCCAAGUCCAUGCGGGGAGACGCCAUGCUGAACGCCCGCAGGAUUGCCCUUCAAGUCCUCAAAUCUCUGGACCGCUCACUGAAGAUCAACAUCAUCUCUUUCAGCACUGAUUACAAGGAAGCUUUUCCUGCACCAGUGCCUUUAGAUGAAGCAUCUGAACCAGCCAGAAAGUUUAUUAUGUCCUGUAGUGGUGCUGGUGGCGGCACUGAGCUGUGGUGGCCUCUCCAGAGCCUGAGCCUGCUGCCUCCCUGCCGGGGUGUGAGGAACAUCCUGCUGCUCUCUGAUGGACAUGUUCAGAAUCAGCCUCUGACCCUACAGCUGGUCCGAGAAAACUCCUGCCACACGCGUCUCUUCACCUGCGGACUCAGCUUGACAGCUAAUCGUCAUAUGCUCAGAGCUUUGGCUCAAGCAGGUGGAGGAACAUAUGAAUUUUUUGACACCAAGAUGAAACACACUUGGGCAGAGAAGGUGCGCGCUCAGGUUCAGCGUAUGGAGUCUCCAGGCUGCAGAUCAGUGGCAGUGAAGUGGCAGCAGUUUAAUCCCACAGCGCCCCCUCCUGUUCAAGCCCCCUCACAGCUUCACGCCCUCUUCAGUGACUGUCACACUCUCAUAUACGGCUUUGUGCCGCACUGCACUCAGGCCACACUGUUUGGUGAUUUGAGUGGGAAUGAGAUCAAAACAAUGGUUUCCACCACAGAACUACAAAAGACGAAAGGAACUUUCCUUCACAAGUUAACAGCAAGAGCGAUCAUCAGAGAUUAUGAAGAUGGCAUUCUAGGCAACAGUGAGGCAGAACAUGAGGGGAAGAAAGCAGAGCUGAAGUCCUACAUCAUUGAGCUCAGUAAAGAGUUCUCCAUCUUGUCCCAGUUCACAAGCUUUGUCGCCAUUGAAGAGAGGGACCAGAAUGAGCUUGACACUGGAUUGACAGAUAUUCCUAAACUCAUAUCAGAGGAGGAUGUGGAUAUUUUGCCAUAUAUGGGCUGGACUGAAGAGAAGCUCAAAGCUGUGCAUAUUAUUGCUGCUAAAAAAGAUGACAUAUGGAUGGAUUCAUGUGAAUCAUCCAGUAGCCGCUCCAGAUCUCCUGAUCUGCUGGGUCGUGCUUGUUUAGGAGCAGCAUUUGAUGAUGAUGAAGAUUAUUCAGAGUUUGCCUGUGGAGCAAUUUAUGAUAUUAUUCAUUCUGGAGAUGAAGCAUAUGUAUCUCCCCCUUCUUCUCCUUACACCAGUAGCUGGCGUACUUCACGUUUUGAAGGUAGCAUUCUUGGUUCCAGACGCUCAGCAAGAUCCUAUAAUCGUUCUUCUUCUAGUUCUGAUGUAAGUGAUGCGAAGCUUGGCACCUCAAUGGAUGCUCCCAGUCCUGUGGCCCAUUUAAUUCUUGGGUCAGGGAAACGUCUCUCCAAGGCUAAAAGGCUUUCUCCUCCUCCUCCUCCUUCUAGUGGUGCCUCCAUGAGUGACAGGCUUCCCCCUCCACCUCCCCCUGCUGCCUCAGUGCCUCCUCCCCUUCAUAUUUCUGCACCAGACAAUGCAGAAAGAUUCUUUAGCUCCAGUGAAACUUACCGUGCCCUAGCACUCGAUUUUGAGUUGGCAGGUCCCCCUCUGCCUCUUUGUUAUGCAGAAAUGUCAUUCUUGACUCCCAGCCCUACUCCUCCUCAUCCUCCUGUUUUUGGCACAGUGGGCGCAUCUUUUUCAACGAGUGAAACUCCUGCCCUUCGCUGUCUCUCAGAGAUGGAGCGUGACGCCUCAACUGCUCCUGUCUUUGAAGGUACUCCUCAUCCUCCUCCUCGUCUUGCAUCUAAGCGGUGCUCGUCUUCUAGCCCUAUUCUUCCUCGUACUGGUUUAGGCAGGAUGGGCGCAUCUUUUUCAGGCAGAAGCAAGGCUGCUGGCCCUGCUGUCUUUGGUCAUUCCAUGCCUGCGCCACUCUCUCCCUCUGCAUCUGGUGGCUUUGGUGGUUUCCUCCAAAGUACAAAUGAGCCUUUGGGCCUUUUUGGUUCCUCAUCCACUAAACUUUUUGAAGCAUCUCAUCGACAAUGGCCACAACAAGCAGCACAAAAACUAGUACAAGGACAAAACCUACCACAGUCAUUAGACACUGCAGCUUCAGUACGAUAUAAACGACGUGGCAUUCCUAAGAUUGGUUUUCUUAUGUCACAACAUUACACGAAACCUGACGACAUCCUGAAUCUGUCGGCUAAAACAAGCAGACCUGACACAGUGGCCUGGAAUGAGCUGUUUGAGCUUCAACAUGAGGAUGGAUACUGGGAGUGCACUGAGAGGCUGAGCAGCUUCCUCAACCUGGACGUAGACUUUUUUGCCAAUGUCUUUCUUAAGGAGAAAGGCAUCCGUUCCUUUGGUGUGAAGGCUCACGCGGACAUUCUGAGACUGGUGGCGACUCUGCUGGUGCUGCAGCUGAUCCGGGUGAAGAAGCUGGCAGUGGGACAGUUGCUCGAGUCUCUCUUCCGGCUGAAAGAGUCCCAGGAGCCCAGGUACGAACCGAUGCACUGGGAGGCAGUCAAGAGGGCCGUGGACUGGGCCUGUCGGACAGACAGACAGUAUCCGUGUGUGUGCAGCAGGCUGGAGAUCGGCCGGGAUUGGGAAUCAUCUACACGUCAGUUGCUGGGCUGUGAUUCUCCAAACCCAUAUUCCCCUCUCAAAGCUGUUCUGGAGAGACGUGUGGGUGUAUCAGUCAUGUAGAAACUGGACACGCGCUUCCCUAUUCAUUUUUAUAGUUGCUGAUUGCUUAAAAUAUAGAAAAUAUCCAGUGUCAUUUGAAAGCUUUUUUUCAGAACCAGGCAUCAGUUCUUUUUAAUCUAGGGUAAUAGUGAUUUUUGUGGAUGUAUGAAGUAAUUUCUCCUCAAGUUCACACAGAUGUGCUAGCAGAACAACCAUUGAUGUAGUUCAUCACAUUAUCUAUGAUCAUGAUGCACUGCAGUAUGUUGAUUUAUCAUUUAAAAUGUAACAAAAUUUGUGUUGUUGACAAUUUUGCUUGUGUUGUCUUUCUUUAAAAUGAAAAUAAAUAUUUAUAAACAUACAGUAAA